AUGUUUGACGAUCAAGACUUGGGUUUCUUCACCAACUUCCUGGGGAUCUUCAUCUUUGUGUUGGUCAUCGCGUACCACUUUGUGAUGGCAGACCCGAAGUAUGAGAACUGAUCGCCUUUUGUUUAGCAAUGAGACCGUAUUAUACUUGGAGCAAAUAGGGAAAUGUGUCUGUUAAUGGUAACAGAGCGCUUGACAGAUCUUCUUAAGUGCAAUUACCUGGCAUUGUGACUUGAAUCAUGUUUAAUCUGUUGAACAAGUGAACUGUGGAGAUUUCGAAAGAUCGAUUUACUAUC
Triticum urartu is the source of this 293-nucleotide messenger RNA. Its product is annotated as dolichyl-diphosphooligosaccharide--protein glycosyltransferase subunit 4C. NCBI's taxonomy places the organism in Eukaryota, Viridiplantae, Streptophyta, Magnoliopsida, Poales, Poaceae. The record is from RefSeq and is a predicted model, not a curated record.